This is a messenger RNA of Peronospora matthiolae, 1092 nucleotides long. The record is from the annotation of a GenBank genome assembly. NCBI's taxonomy places the organism in Eukaryota, Oomycota, Peronosporomycetes, Peronosporales, Peronosporaceae.
AUGAAUAUGUUGGAUGAUGAAGAUGACCAAAGCUUUCACGCUACGCGUGACGGCUACUCCCAUUUGAGCGAUGUCGAAUGGGAUGCGGUUGAACGAAUGGGUUCGACCAUGGGCAUCCAUGCUGUUAGCGUCAUGCUAGAGGCUCUCAAUAGAGAUGCCCAACAUGCUACUAUCGCCAAGUUCAUUCAAAAUGAACUUGACGCAGAACGCGAGAAAGUAGCCUUGCUUCACCAACAAGGUUCUCAACAAGCAGAGUUGUUGAGAGAACAGGGUGCUCUACAGUUUGAACUGUUGAGACAGCAGCAGGCUGCUGCUGGUGGGUCGAUGCACUCGCGUCGACCCGAAACCUUGAAGAUUGACAUCUCCAAGGCGCGUCGCAUCGACGACGGGGAUAUGCAAGUUGCAUUUGCCCAGUCAAAUCUGGCAGGACGUGCCAAGACUUGGGCACUGGGGCUCAAGUUGCACGACCCAUAUGCGUUUGGGUCGUUGGAAGUCUUCAAGUCGCGGCUCAGACAAACGUUUGAACCGCCUAGAGCUGAGUUCAGAGCUCGAACCGAACUCUUGAAGCUCACGCAGGGUAAGCGUGAUGUGCACGCUUACGCUCAACAUAUACGACAUCUCACGAGUUGUAUAAGUUCCAAUCCGGUGGAUGAACACACGUUGGUUUCGGUGUUCAUGCAGGGUCUUGCGGAUGGUCCCGUCAAGACUCACCUGUUCCGGCUUGAACUAGAUUCACUAGAACAAGCCAUUUCCAUUGCGGAGCAGGAAGACUUCAGUCUGAGACAGGCUCGCGCCAGCUCGACAUCAUAUCGUCAACCGAGACGAUAUGACAACGGAGGUCCAGAGCCGAUGGAACUCUGUUAUGUAGAGAGCGAGAAGGCUCGCUCUACAGGCUACAAGAAGUUGCAGAGAUGCAACAGAUGUCAAAAGACAGGACACUACGCUUACGAGUGUAGUGCCCCUCGUCCAGUGUCUCGCGACACUGGGCGUAGUGACCGUCCACCCAUGAGAAAGGGGCAGGGACGAGGGUCCGCUGUUGGUGCAAAGACGCAACAACGGGAUGGACCGUCAAAAAACGGACAGGACCAGUAG